This is a messenger RNA of Penicillium alfredii, 2586 nucleotides long. Its product is annotated as ATP-binding protein. Lineage: Eukaryota; Fungi; Ascomycota; Eurotiomycetes; Eurotiales; Aspergillaceae. The record is from RefSeq and is a predicted model, not a curated record. The transcript has 3 exons. Gene Ontology annotation, molecular function: ATP hydrolysis activity; ATP binding. Bases 1 to 2586 code for a protein of 861 amino acids.
AUGUCCAACGUGCCAAACCAGCCCCCGGCGGGACCACCCAACCCACCGGGCGACCCGGUCAACUCCCCAGACUCUGAGAUCUACAACCCCAAAACAAUCUCCGAGGACCGCAGCGCGGCGAGUUCAGACCCGCAGCGCAAGCUGCUGGCCCUGCGUGAAGCCGGCCACGGGACGCCAAUGGCUCCCGCACCGCCGCAUGACAAUUCCGCACUGCAAGACUAUCAAAUGCAAAUGAUGCUGCUGGAGCAGCGAAACAAGCGACGCCUCAUGAUAGCCCGACAGGAGGAAGACCGGCUCGCGGGGCAAUCGUCCUCGCCAGGGCCCAGCGAUCAGUCCAUUGUACAGGAGAACAUCGAUUCCGGUACGCCUGGCAACUCGGAAUUCCCGUCGGCUGAGGCGUCUCGUCACGCAUCAGCUGGCGGGCCUUUCGUAUCAGAAACGGACCAGCUGCGCGCCCACGUUGCCUUGUUGCAGGACAAGGUGCGCCGGCUGGAAGCUCGCUCCGGCAACGUGGUGCCCUCGAGGCUUCAGGUUCUCUACCGCAUCCAGAGCAACGACGACGACACCGACCAUUGGACCGGCCCGUUCUUGGAUCCCCCGGAAAUAAUCCAUGGUCAGAAAGGCGCACUGCAGUUGCGAUGCAAUGCACCCCUGACGAACUUUGAGCUGUACCUCGCCGUCAACCCGGACAUCUCGUUUGUGGUGUUCAAGAACUUCAGCAGAACCGUAGAUCUCGACAGCUCUCGUCCCGAAAGUGCGGUUUCGGAUUCUGCUGUGACCUCGCACAAGCCGCGGCCCAUCAGUGAGACGGUUCGCCCGGUGUCCAACGAUCUGAAGGCCGCCUUGCGAAAAAUCUUGAACAACAACACCGAGUUCAAGGAAAUCACUCAUGCGUAUAAUCGGACGCAGGAGCUCGCUGCGCCGUAUCUGUUCAUCUACCACAGCCGUGGGAAAUUACCCGACAGCCAACAGGGCCCGGUGACGCCGGCAGAGAAACAGCUGCAUCUCUUCAUCCAGUACGUAGAGGAAAGCCACGGCGCACAUUACGCGGCCGCAGACGCCUUGUUCGACAGAAACAAGAUUCGCCCGGAGUAUGUGGAUUACCUAUUCAAGCCAGGCGAUGUCCUGGUAUCAAACAAAAACAACGAGCACACAGGAUACGUUGCGGCGUCGUGGCCAACUCGAGACCAGAUAAAACUUGGCGCACAGAAGUCGACAUGGACGGUCAGAGGCUGGACGUGGAAAUUCGAUGGCGGCUUUCACAGGGAAGAGGAGACCCUCACGUUCCAGAUACCUGAUGCACGGGCUCCGAAUCAGCGAGAAAAGCUCGAUGACUUUGACCGAGAGCCGCAAAGCUUCUAUCGCGCGCGAGCAGACCAAGGCGGUGACGUUGGUGAACAGCCGGAUGAGAUAUCCAUCACAGAGCUUACCGUGUUACCCAUUAAAUAUGCGUCGGACGAGCUUGUCAACAAGCUGCGGCGGCGUGGAGAUACCUUCUGGAAGAUCCGCAAGCAAGGGUUUGUUUCAUACCACGCCAUCGAACAGGAAAGCUUCCAGGCUAUGGCCGAGGAUCGAUACAUGAUUGACAUGAAAACGUAUAAGAGACUGCACCCCCAUCCCUGGCCAAAUGUGGCUUACCCCAUAAACCAAAACGGCCCCGAGACUCUCACUGAGCAAGAAAUGGACCGGGAACAGCCACCGGACGAGAAGUUCCGGUUACUGAUGCCAACAAAAGUGAUAGGAUACAGUCUCCGGUUAAAGAAAUGGUUUGAUCUUGCCACGGACCGCAUUUCGGAUGUCACGUGGAACAAAGAGGCCUUCCAGAGCCUGGCGAUCGACCCCAAAUCGCGGGAUCUAAUCCAGGCCCUGGUUAGCAACCACCUCGAGUCUGAGUACUCGGCCGACCUGAUUGCCGGUAAGGGCAACGGGCUGAUCCUGCUGUUGCACGGCGGGCCCGGGACCGGCAAGACGCUGACAGCGGAGAGCGUGGCGGAGAUUGCCGAGAAGCCUCUCUAUCGAGUGACCUGCGGUGACGUGGGCACCAAGCCAGAAGAGGUGGAGACGUAUCUGGAGUCGGUGCUGCAUUUAGGCAAGAUUUGGAAUUGCGUGGUGCUGCUCGACGAGGCGGACGUGUUCCUGGAACAGCGCAGCCUCGAAGACCUGCGUCGGAACGCACUGGUCUCUGUUUUCCUGCGCGCCCUGGAAUACUACGACGGGAUCCUGAUCCUGACCAGCAACCGGGUCGGCACCUUCGACGAGGCAUUCAAGUCGCGAAUCCAGCUGGCGCUGCAUUACCCCAGUCUCGGCGAGGAACAGCGCCUUAUGAUCUGGGAGACGUUCAUCUCGCGCCUAGAAUCUGUCGACGGCGAGGCGAUUGACGUGGCCGAUCUGCGGGCGCACCUGGACUUGCUCAAGAAAGAGAAGUUGAACGGUCGCCAGAUCCGGAAUGUCAUCACCACCGCUCGCCAGUAUGCGCGGUGGAAGAAGAACACUCUCACGUACGAAUACCUCAAGGAUGUUAUCGACGUGUCGGGGCGGUUUGAUACCUACCUUGACCGGCUUAAUAGCGAUGAGGUUCAAGAUUAA